AUGGAUGAUACAUUUACAGAUAAUCUUUUUUCGUUAAAAAAUGAAGAAUUCUAUACAUUUAUUCAACAAUUAGUUGGACAACAAAUAGUAGAUGUCUUGAAAUUUCAAUCAAUAACAUCUACACAAUCUUUAAUUCGAAAUCCAGAUAUAUUUGAAAUAUUUAAUAUAAAAUGUUCAGAGCCUAGUUUCUUAUUAAUUAGAGAAAAAUCAUGUUUGCAGCUCGAUGAUGGUCAAUUUAUUAUAAAAAUUGGAUUAAUAAAUAAUCUAAAUUAUUUACUUGAUUUCUUAAAACAACGGCAACAAAAAAAAAUAAUAGAAGAUAGUUAUGCUGAUGCAAAUUCUAGUUUAUCUUUUGAUUUUAUUAAUAAACAUUCAUUGUUAAAGAACUUGGUUCUUUAUUAUCAACGAAUUGAUAAUGAUAAUAAUAAUAAUGAAGAUAAAUAUUGUUUUUUAAAAGAUUUUAUUAAUACAAUAACUAGCAAUUCAACAAAGUCUGGGACUGGUUUUCGAUAUAGCGACAAAAUCAAGAACUUUGCUGUAUCAUUAUAUAUACUAGGUGGAAAAUUAACAUAUGAAUUCAUUCGAUUAAAUUUACUAGGCUCUCUACCGAAUUUAACUAUGUUAAAUAAACUGAUUUCCAAGUCAGAUUCAAAAAUUAAUGAAGGAGAAUUACGAUUUGAUCAACUUCAAAAACAUUUUGAUCAACUUAAUAUUCAAUAUGCAUUCGGCUCUGAAGAUACUACCAGUAUAAUUAAAAAAAUUAAAUAUGACUCAACAACAAAUACAUUCAAUGGGUUUUCUACAGCACUUGAUUGUGGAGUACCGAUUAAAGAAUAUUAUCAAACUGAUUCAUUUGAUACAUUGAGAAUCUGGUUUAAUUCAAUUGAAAAAGCAUCAUUACUCAAUGUACAUAUGGUUCAGCCUAUUCCAGCUUCAAAUCAAAGUAUUAUUCCAAGUCCUUUUCUAUUAUCAGCAUAUGGAAUUGAUAAUACCGCUACAGCAAAUGAUAUAUUACAAAGAUGGUGA
Rotaria sordida is the source of this 1026-nucleotide messenger RNA. NCBI's taxonomy places the organism in Eukaryota, Metazoa, Rotifera, Eurotatoria, Philodinida, Philodinidae. The record is from the annotation of a GenBank genome assembly.